CAAUUUCAUGAUCCCAUGAAACCACAGGAUUCGUGGCAGCCGUAAAUUUUCUGGCGCUAAACCAAAUCCAGAUCUUCGCAAGCCGAUUUUUUUUGUCAAGAGUGGAGCCCUCUUCCACGAUGAAGAGGAGAUUUUUCAGCCAGAGAUGGUGGAGAAUGAGGCUGAUGAUGCGCCAACCGCUAACCAGGUGGAAUCCUUGUUUACGAAGGUUCCAAUCGCCGCUUCUGAAACUGGAGCAGAGGCCAUGGACCGCAAGUCUCGUCCACGGUUUGCUGACUACUCUGUUGCUGCAAACCUUGAUGAUGAUGGCGACAUACCCACAUUGGAAUUUGGCUUCUCUGCAGAAGAUCUCUACACCUUGGGGGCACAGUCACUUGAUACCAACCCUACGUCUCGUUUGGAUAAGCUCUUGAGCGAUCUCUCCAAGACAUCGCUGGCUUCAGGGGAUGGGAAGUCCUAUAUUGUUGUGGAAACCUCUGCCUCCACCCCUCUUGGCGAUGCACAGCCGAGUGCAGAUGCCAAAGGAUCGGCUGCUCUUCAUAUUCCCCAAUCGAAUGGCGAUGUUCAAUGUCCUACUGCCGAUAUCCCUGAUGCUGGCGAUGAUAUCGUAGUGUUUACUGGCACCCAGCCCGCACGCGUGGAAGUUGUCGCAACUGAUCCCAAGCAUCUAAGCCCUCCCGCCGGGCCUGAACCCUCAUCUCCAGGGCGCCGUGUGAAGCGUCGGUCGGAGAGUCUCCGAAAGAAAGCACUCAAGCACCGUGAGGAAGUACACUCUACUUCUGGUGACACAACGGACCACCGCUCAUGCGAAAUUGACUCGGGUCCACUCGUUGAGUCCGAACUUUCAUCACCGGAGAAUUACAUGAUGUCCCAAUUGGAGGGUUUCUUACGGAGGACGCUCAAACGGCGGAAGACGUCGCACCGCCUAUCUGUUUCUAAUAUAGAAAAUUACCUGCGAGAAGGUGAUUCAGAUAUUGAUUGGGGAAGCGAUAGUCCUCUUCAACACAACGCUUCAUCCAGUUCAAACCAACUCGGGGUUGAUGAUCAUGGGAUGAUAGUCGACGCAAAUUUUGAGGGAAUGGAUCAGUUGCAAUUCUUGGUAGACCUGAAUCCCGAAAAUGAAACGGCCACUGUUGGCGCCGCUGAUCAAGAGAAGCCUCAAGAUGACGAGGAGUCAGACCUCAGCUCUGGAAGCAGCAGGAGCGGUGAUGAAAGUGUAGAUAAUUCCGAUGAUGGACUCGGCUUGUCUGCGGAGGAUGAAGAUGUCGAAGCCGAUGAGCGGCAACGGGGAGGCGACGACAGCGAUGGUGGUAAUGCAACACAAUAGGAGCGGCAGGGAUAGCAGUAACACUCGGUUCAUAGGAUAUCAUCAUGACAUAUCCUGGAUUAUCGAUGGACAAUUCCGAACGAAAGGUAGAGGAUGCCGGCUUUGCUUUGGAGUCAGCAAUCAUGCGCACAGUUCAGGAUCUAGGAACUCAAGGCCAAAAUCCGGCGCAGAGGGAGAUAGUGAUCCUAGGUCGGCUCGCGAAGCGUGUAUAUCAGGAAGUUCGGAAGGGGGGCCGGACUCCUAAGAAAAUCCCUAGGAAUGCUACCCGCCAAUCCCUUA
Messenger RNA from Cantharellus anzutake, 1606 nucleotides. RefSeq lists its product as uncharacterized. The transcript is spliced from 5 exons. Lineage: Eukaryota; Fungi; Basidiomycota; Agaricomycetes; Cantharellales; Hydnaceae. The record is from RefSeq and is a predicted model, not a curated record. The coding region runs from base 146 to 1327 and encodes 393 amino acids.